Messenger RNA from Puccinia triticina, 501 nucleotides. RefSeq lists its product as uncharacterized. The record is from RefSeq and is a predicted model, not a curated record. NCBI's taxonomy places the organism in Eukaryota, Fungi, Basidiomycota, Pucciniomycetes, Pucciniales, Pucciniaceae. The coding region runs from base 1 to 501 and encodes 166 amino acids. The transcript has 2 exons.
AUGAGUCUGAACUUCGAUGGAAGCGACCCAAAGGGAUCAAACAAGACAAGAGAAAGGGACGCCGACCGACGAAUUGCUGCGGCUAAUCGCUUGAACAAAAUUCAAGAGCGACUUGCGGCGACCGAGGAGCAAAAUUCCGCCCUGAAGUUGAUGUUACAGGACCUCACUGAGUGCGGAGACGAGGAGCUGCAUGAAUACCUGACUGCUCGUAGGAAGUGCAUCCUUGAAAAAAUCCAAAAUUCACCUGCAAAAGUCCGUUUGGCAUCGGCCACAGCUUCUGCGAAUGAAUCUGCGACUUUGGAUCCUGACGAUCAAGCAAGAUUGGAUCCUUUUGGUACUCCGGAUCGUUUGGAAGCGGCGCCGAGUUCUCUUCAUGAAGAUAUGGGUGAGGGCAGCGGCCCCUUUGACUCUCACCAAGCCUUUCAGACACCCUUGGGCCCUCGACGCACUUUGUUGUCUUCGCUUGCGGACAGGGACAACAUCAAUCCUGCCUUGUUGUAA